AUAUAUGAGAAAUGGGCAUAAAUACUACCACUGAGCUUCGCGAGCAAAUUGCCUACUCCUGUAAAAUUUAGAGAGCAAAUCAAAUGUUAAAUGUAAGGUAAACCGAAGACAGUCGGAACCACUACAGGCCCACAAUCUGGUAAUGUUUUAUCUGUUGAUGUCAUGACACAACCCGACAGGUAUCUGAAUACUAACCAAUUAAUAGAUAUAAAUAACAAAUAAAUCUUUCUCUGUGUAUUUGUUUUCUCUAUAUCUAUGUGUUGAUUACAAAUCAGAUACAUAUAUAUAUACAUGUUGUCAUAAUAAUUACUAAAGAGUGUUUUUCAAUAGAUAGGGUAGGGUGUCAUACAAUACAUAAAACACUAGUGUUUUAUGUAUUAGUAUUUUAUGUAUUAUAUGAGGAACCUUUCCAGGGACAUGUCAAAGUAUCUUGCUUUAUAGCAAUAAAAAAAAAAUCCAUGUAACAGUGUUUCCUCGGACUGUUUUCCCCCACUUACAAAAUGUCUUGUAUGUAUUGCUUCUAUUGUUUUGUAAAUAAAAUAAUUGGUAUAAAAUUUUCAACUACAUGUAUGUAUACAAGUGUAUGCCUAAAACUAUACUGUAGUUGUCAGCCGAGUUUGAUCACUGGUGGCCAGAUAGCUCAGUUAGUAGAGCACCUGACUAGAGAUUCAGGGGGCCCGGGUUCGAAUCCUGGUCUGUUACAUUUUCUCCCUUCCUGAAAUACAUUUGAUGCCAUUGACCACCCCUGAACUUGCAGGUGAAAGUCCUGCCAGGGGCAAAAGAAUCUGAAUUGUGUUUUCAAAGGCGAAGACAAAGGAGGAGUGUAGCGGUCAGCCAGGUUCAAUCUCCGGUGGCCAGUUAACUCAGUUGGUAGAGCACCUGAAUAGAGAUUCAGGGGGCCCGGGUUCGAAUCCCAGUCUGGUCCAUUGCAAUUUUUCCUUUCCUGUUACAAUACCCAAUGUUGUAUUUGUAUAACUAACAAUGAAGCCUAUAACGUGUAUGUGUUUAUUAUUUAAUUAUACAAACACACGGUUCCCAGGGACCUAGUACCUCUUAGUACUGUGCUGCCUGGCUACACCAUCAGAUAGGCUUUCCAGAUGACGUCUUUCACUCCGUAACUGUGGUAAAUCUCCUCGUGCUGCCGGAAGUCACUCUUCUACUUCCAGAUUACAUCAUGGAAGAAAGCUUUCAAAAGUUUUUCUUGUCAGAGACGUUUAAAGCUUCCUAUGAAGAGGACACUGAUGGUGCACUGGAAGGACUUCACAGAAGGCUUUUUUGUUCGAGAAUCUGAGGAAGUGAUAUUCAGAGCCCUAGAAGGGGAGGGAAAGCUGUGCUAUUCAGGAGAUAUGUUUGAUAACUGGAUUUAUUUUAGCCCAGUUGAAAUGAAAGGAAAGGACUGGUACACCAGGAGCAAGGACAUCAGAGAGAAUACUGAUGUAAAAAUCCAGUCUGAAAUUCACCAUUUGUCAAUGGCAUUUAAAGCAGCACAGUUAGAAGAGCUCCCUGAAUCUGCUAACAGACAGGAUGAACGGAUGGAAAUGGGGCAUUCUGGUAUUGAAGCGGAUAACUUGAAGAUCCACCCUUCUCCUAUGGCUUAUCUGUACUGGGAGGCCAGAGCACAAGGAUUUCAUAAUCUAAGAGGAAAACUUUUUGCUGAAGCUUUUUUACGAUUCUUGUUUACAGGAAUAGAAAAUGUAAAUAUCUCCUAUUCCACAGCAGGAUAUGAUUCCCACCUUGACCGCUGGGGCUACAUCCAAGAUGGUCCCACUGAAAGAAUGUCAGGGAAUUUAAACAGCAGUGAUCACCAUCGGAAUCCAUCUGACACAUCAGCAAUAUCAAAAGACAAAUACAGAAUGAUGUUGAAAAAUUUAAACUAUAUUGCAUUUGACUUGAAAGCAGCUUCUCAAAAAGUGACAUCUGAUGUUUUUGUGUCAAUCGGAAACAACUUAGUUCUGAUAGCAGAAGUAGCAAACAUUAGUGAUAUUGAGUACAAGAAAGUGCUGCAGCUUCAUACAAAGAUGUUGUUAAGUCUAGACAAACACAAGACUCUCUUUGGUUUGUUGGUACAAGGCCAUCAAGUAUAUCUAGCCGAGUACACUUUUGAGCAAGCAGGUGGAUAUAAAAGACAAUUUAGUCAGAAAGCUUUCAAGUACCAAAAAGAAGAUUUGAAGCUGUUAUAUUCUUACUUGCGGACACAUUUUGUGUCCAAGUAAGAAAAUAGAUUGAAUGACUGAUGAGGUGUCUAAAGCAAUGCAGAAGCAGUUUGCAAAUUGAUAACACAUACUUAGGGUAAAUGUUAUUCCUGUGUGUGGUUUCUCUAUUUCAAUCCUGUGAUAAACUUGAACACUUGUCAUUUCA
Messenger RNA from Ostrea edulis (European flat oyster), 2358 nucleotides. RefSeq lists its product as uncharacterized. The coding region runs from base 1227 to 2213 and encodes 328 amino acids. The transcript is spliced from 5 exons. NCBI's taxonomy places the organism in Eukaryota, Metazoa, Mollusca, Bivalvia, Ostreida, Ostreidae. The record is from RefSeq and is a predicted model, not a curated record.